Molecule: messenger RNA, 2202 nt
Organism: Knipowitschia caucasica
Lineage: Eukaryota; Metazoa; Chordata; Actinopteri; Gobiiformes; Gobiidae
Source: the annotation of a GenBank genome assembly
AUGGUGAUCACAUCAUCUGUAGACGACAAGACUGUGCCCCCCUGCAGGAUGGUCCAAACGGACCCUUGGAUGACCUCUGGCCUUCUCCGGAAGAACAAGAGUGCGAGCAGCUCAGGAUGUCCUGCCACCUCCUCUUCGUCCUCCUCCUCUUCCUCCUCCUCCUCCUCCUCCACUGCCCAGGGAUUCUCCCUCGCUGAGCCAGCCAUGACGAGCCAGCACACACACCCACACCCCUCCUUCAGCUCCAUCCACUCCAUGGCCGAGCAGCAGCAGGUGCUGUCUGACAUGACCAUCCUGCAGAGGAGGAUUCCCCCCAGUUUCAGAGAACCUGCCAGUGCGCCUCUCCGCAAACUGUCUGUGGACCUCAUCAAGACCUACAAGCACAUCAAUGAGGUGUACUACACUAAGAAGAAGAGGCGAGCUCAGCAGGUGCCUCCAGAGGAUAGCAGCACCAAGAAGGAGAGGAAGGUCUACAACGACGGCUACGACGACGAUAACUACGACUACAUCGUCAAGAACGGAGAGAAGUGGCUGGACCGCUAUGAGAUCGACUCUCUCAUCGGGAAGGGCUCCUUCGGACAGGUGGUGAAGGCCUACGACCACCACGAGCAGGAGUGGGUCGCCAUCAAGAUUAUCAAGAACAAAAAGGCCUUUCUAAACCAGGCACAGAUCGAGCUGCGGCUGCUGGAGCUCAUGAACAAGCAUGACACGGAGAUGAAAUAUUACAUAGUCCACCUGAAGCGUCACUUUAUGUUUAGGAAUCAUUUGUGUUUGGUUUUCGAGCUCCUGAGCUACAACCUGUAUGAUUUGUUACGGAACACCAACUUCAGAGGCGUGUCGCUGAACCUCACGCGGAAGUUUGCCCAGCAGCUGUGCACAGCAUUGUUAUUCUUGGCCACGCCUGAGCUGUCAAUCAUCCACUGCGACCUGAAACCAGAGAACAUCCUGCUGUGUAACCCCAAGAGGUCCGCCAUCAAGAUCGUGGACUUUGGCUCCUCGUGCCAGCUGGGACAGAGGAUCUACCAGUACAUUCAGAGCCGCUUCUACCGCUCUCCAGAGGUGCUGCUGGGCAUGCCCUACGACCUGGCCAUCGACAUGUGGUCCCUGGGCUGCAUCCUGGUGGAGAUGCACACGGGAGAACCGCUCUUCAGUGGCUCCAACGAGGUGGACCAGAUGAAUAAGAUUGUGGAGGUGUUGGGGGUUCCUCCCAGCCACAUGCUCGACGCAGCGCCUAAAGCCAGGAAGUAUUUCGACAAGCUGUCUGACGGCCUGUGGACUGUGAAGAAGAACAAAGACAUUAAAAAGGAGUACAAACCUCCCGCCACACGCCGCCUUCAUGAGAUUCUAGGCGUAGAGACUGGGGGCCCGGGAGGCCGCAGGGCCGGGGAGCCUGGACACGCCCCAUGUGACUAUCUGAAGUUUAAAGACCUGAUCCUGCGUAUGCUCGACUACGACCCCAAGAGCCGCAUCACACCAUUCUACGCUCUCCAACACAACUUCUUCAAGAAGACCACAGACGAGGGAACCAACACCAGCUCGUCCACCUCCACCUCUCCUGCCAUGGACCACUCACACUCCACCUCCACCACCAGCUCUGUGUCCAGCUCCGGUGGCUCCAGUGGUUCUUCCAACGACAACCGCAACUACCGCUACAGUAACCGUUACUACAACUCUGGUGUGACGCACUCGGACUACGAGAUGACCAGCCCUCAGGCCCCGGUGUCCCAGUCCCAGAUGAGGAUGUGGCCUGGCAGUGACAGUGGGGUAGGGGGAGUAGGAGGGGACACGUCCUACACUCAGCUGCUCCUGCACAAGCCCGCUGCGUCCCAGCAGCACCAGCGCCACUUCCUGGACGCUCCGCACCACCCUCACCCCUCGUACCCUCACCGCGGGCCCCGGCAGAGCGGCCAGGGCGGGGCUCCCGGCUCCCCCCAGAUGAGUGACAGCAUGGAUGUGGGUGUGGGCGUGUCCCUGGGGCUGCACCACGUGGAUGCGUCUCAGUUCGGCUCGGCCUCUCUGCCGCUGGGGCUGCCCAUGGGACUGUCCGCCUUCCGGACUCGCACGGCCUCCAACGCCCCUGCACCGCAGGCCCCGCCUCCUGACGAAUACUACCCCACCUCCAACAACAAUAACCCCGGUGCGGGGGGGCCUGGUGGGGGCCGGGGCCGGCCGGACUCAGACGAGGGCCCAGCUAACUCUUGA